Lodderomyces theae is the source of this 1437-nucleotide messenger RNA. RefSeq lists its product as uncharacterized. The transcript has a single exon. Gene Ontology annotation, biological process: retrograde protein transport, ER to cytosol; endoplasmic reticulum unfolded protein response. The record is from RefSeq and is a predicted model, not a curated record. NCBI's taxonomy places the organism in Eukaryota, Fungi, Ascomycota, Pichiomycetes, Serinales, Debaryomycetaceae. Gene Ontology annotation, cellular component: endoplasmic reticulum lumen. Bases 1 to 1437 code for a protein of 478 amino acids.
AUGCAAUUACCCACAAUUCUAUUCAUCAGCCUGCUUUGUCUCACUUCAGCACUACUACAUUCACCCCAGCCAUUAAAGAAUCGCAUAGUUUUUGACAAUGCUCGAAUACCGGUUGACGUGGCACAUUCGCUAGCACAGCAGAAAUUCCUGCUGGGUCAAUUUGAGAUAAUAUCCCUAACCUCGAACCAAGAAAUUGAACCCUACGUAUGCCACCUACCUGCCGAUAAGGAGGUCAAUGUGUCCAAACCGAUACAUUCAAGCACUACAUUUGAGUUGAAGCAGGCUGCUAUAGAUAUCAUUCAGGAAACAUUCGAUAACGGGAAUUGUACAUUGGAGUUCAACAUACAGGCAGGUUACUGGACCGUGGGGUAUUGUUUUGGUGAUAAAAUUAUGCAAUUCCAUGAAGAUGUCAUUGACUUUGUGAGUGGUCAACAUAAGGCACAAUUGCCAAACCAUGUGUACGUGCUUGGAAAAUUCCCCAAUGUAAAGUCUUACAAACAAACUGAAAUAAGAAAUCAAAAUGGUAAUCAAAAAGUUGUGCUAGAUCCCAGAGACUUUGUUGUAUUUGAAGGUGAAUUCAGCUCUUUUGGCGAUGACGAAGUUGACUAUUCAACAAAUGCGCAGAAGUUUAUUAAACAUACAUUGGGCAACGGAGAAAUUUGCGAUUUGACUUUGCAACCGAGAUCAAUUGACAUUGUGUACAAGUGUGAUGAAGAUUUUGGAAGGCCAGGUAUUAUCGAUAUUCAAGAGAUCAAGACAUGCCAAUAUCAAAUGAUUGUCAAUGUACCUGGACUUUGUCGAAUUGAAGAAUUUAGGAAGAACUUGAUUCAAGAGAAUAUAAUAGAUAUAACAUGCAAAAAGAUAGAGGGAAGUACAAACUCGUCGGUUGAUGAUGUUUCAUACGACACUUUUUUCAACUAUAACCAGUCUGUCAUUGGGUCACAAGUUGCCAAAGUCAAGAACGAAAAAAUCGAUUUGAACCAAUUUAUCAUCAACCCUAUUGGUGAUGGAUUUUAUCUUGGAGCUUUGAAGCCAGAGUAUAAACGGGAUGUGCCGUAUUGGCGUACAAGAGUGAUUGCAAUAAACGCCAACAACAAGGACAAGGCAUACUUGCUCGACCAAUUUGGCAAACAAUUUCUCAAUUCCUUGGAUAGAAAAUUUCCAUCGCCAAUAAUGAUAAAUGACAAUGUGGCAUUGACACUCCAAUGGAAUGACUCGUUUAUCUAUUGGCUUGAAAUGUAUGAUUUAUUUGGUAACUUUGUUGCCUUGUUCAAAAUAACCCGCGAUGGGAAACAAAAUAAUAACGAGGUUGAAAUUCAGAGAUUCUAUGCUGUUGAAAAGGAAAUUGCUCUGAGCUUUGAUGUCGGUCUGGACUACUUUGAUCAUCCAAAUGAGUAUUGGAAUUUUGAGUUCUUCAAAAGAGGUGAAGCAAAGUAG